Messenger RNA from Synchiropus splendidus (mandarinfish), 2952 nucleotides. RefSeq names its product protocadherin gamma-A11-like. The coding region runs from base 238 to 2709 and encodes 823 amino acids. Gene Ontology annotation, cellular component: plasma membrane. Gene Ontology annotation, biological process: homophilic cell-cell adhesion. The record is from RefSeq and is a predicted model, not a curated record. Gene Ontology annotation, molecular function: calcium ion binding. NCBI's taxonomy places the organism in Eukaryota, Metazoa, Chordata, Actinopteri, Syngnathiformes, Callionymidae. The transcript has a single exon.
CUCAUAUUUGAACGCAGAGGGACGCUGUUGGACUGUGUAUUAAAUUGAGUGGGGUGUUCUGUUCAGUCCCUCCCUGACUGACUGAGCAGGGAAGCGUCAUUGUGUUCGAUGGUGAGGAGGACGUCAGAUGUAAAAUAGUAUUUUGUAGAUAUAACCUCUGUUGGCUUACAUGUAUUGCAAGACCGCGAUCUGGUUUUACUCAGCGUUUGCGUUGGAUUUGUGACGGAUCUUUGAAUCAUGGAACUGCGUGGAUUAAUCGCUGUGGGCUUAAGAUGGCGAUCUUUUCACGGACUGCGUCAACAACUGGGAGCGCUCUUGUUUCUGCUGUGUGUUGUGAACAUGGUAGGUGGUCAGAUUCGAUAUUCUAUACCGGAGGAGAUGAAGAAAGGCUCGGUCAUCGGGAAUGUCGCGCAGGAUCUGGCCUUGGAUGUGAGAAGGCUCAGGUCCGGGCGGGCCCGGAUCGUGACCGGAGAAAACAUCCAGUACACCGAGCUGAAGACAGACAAAGGGCUUCUCGUCGUGAAUGAGAGAAUAGACCGAGAGCAGCUGUGUGGAGACGUGACGCCGUGCAGCUUCAGCUUUGAGAUGAUUCUGGAAAACCCGAUAGAAUUGCAUCAAAUAACGAUCGAGGUUCUGGAUAUAAAUGAUCACGCGCCCAUAUUUCCAAACAAAGAUAGAGCUCUCACCUUUGAAAUAAGCGAAUCUGCGGCAGUUGGAGGAGCGUUUCCUCUACAGAGUGCGAAAGACUUAGAUGUGGGACAGAAUACUUUAAAAGAUUAUAUUUUGUCUCCAAACGAAAACUUUGUUUUAAAACAACAAUCUAAUCCAGACGGAAGUAAAUAUGUCGAGAUGGUUCUUCAGAAACCUUUAGAUCGAGAGAAACAGCCGCAUUUAAAUUUAAAGCUCAUCGCAGUAGACGGAGGAACACCGCAGCGAUCUGGCUCAGUUAAUAUUGACGUCACCGUGUUAGAUGUUAAUGAUAAUGUUCCGAUAUUUAACCAGACAAUUUAUAAGGCAUCAGUGAUGGAAAAUAUUUCAAAAGGAACGUGCAUCGUAAGAGUUAAUGCGACCGAUGCGGACAGUGGUUCAAACGGAUUGAUUUCGUACAGUUUAUCAAAUACUGAAUCAGGCGUAUUUAAUAUCGAUUAUAAAACUGGCUCUAUUUUGUUGUCUGGUCAACUAGAUUAUGAAAAGGAGCGAAAAUACGAACUUAGGGUGGAAGCCAAAGAUCAGGGAGGUUUUGUUGGUACAAGUAAAGUGAUUGUUGAUGUAAUUGACGUAAACGAUAAUCCUCCAGUUCUAAAUAUCAUGUCAAUUUUAAACCCGGUUUCUGAAGAUUCCCUACCAGGUACCACAAUUGCAGUUUUCAAUAUUAAAGACUCUGACUCAGAGCAAAAUGGAAAGGUUCAAUGUUCUAUUGAUGGGAAGCUUCCCUUUAAAAUUCAAUCUUCAGUGAAAAAUUAUUACAAUUUAGUUUCGGAUCAGUAUUUUGAUAGAGAAACAAUUCAGGAAUAUAACAUAACGGUUACGGCAACAGAUUUAGGAAAUCCUCCUCUGUUUACUUCUAAAAUGAUCAAUCUCAAAAUAUCUGAUGUGAACGACAACCCCCCGGUGUUUGAUCGAAAUAUAUUCUCUGCUUUCAUAAUAGAAAACAAUUCACCUGGGGUCUCAAUAUUUGCUGUCAGUGCUCAUGAUUCAGACUUGAACCAGAAUGCCAGAAUCUCCUAUAUUCUAGAAGACACUGAGGUCAGUGGAGCUCCAGUUUCCACUUAUGUCUCCUUGAACUCUGAAACCGGUGUGAUCAGUGCAGUUCGUACAUUUGAUUAUGAACAAAUCAAAGAACUUCAGCUCACAGUCAAAGCUCAGGAUGGAGGCUCCCCUCCUCUCAGCAGCAACGUGACUGUGAAAAUCCUGAUCCAGGACCAGAACGACAACCCUCCUCAGGUUCUGUAUCCGGUCCAGACUGGUGGCUCUCUGGUGGCUGAGAUGGUGCCUCGCUCAGCAGACGUGGGCUAUCUGGUCACUAAAGUCGUGGCUGUUGAUGUGGACUCUGGACAGAACGCCUGGCUCUCCUAUAAACUGCAGAGAGCCACAGACAGGCCGCUGUUUGAAGUGGGCUUACAGAAUGGAGAGAUCAGAACCAUCCGACAAGUCACCGAUAAAGAUGCUGUGAAACAAAGACUGAGCGUUACAGUGGAGGACAACGGACAGCCCUCUCGUUCAGCUACAGUCAUUGUGAACGUGGCGGUGGCUGACAGCUUCCCAGAAGUCAUGUCAGAGUUCACUGACUUUACACAGGACAAGGAGUACAACGACAACCUGACUUUUUACUUAGUGUUGGCUUUGGCUGUAGUUUCCUUCCUCUUCAUCACGUGUCUAGUGGUGAUUAUCUCAGUCAAGAUCUACAGAUGGAGACAGUCUCGCGUCCUGUAUCACUCCAAUCUCCCUGUGAUUCCAUAUUAUCCACCACGUUACUCAGACACUCUGGGGACAGGGACUCUCCAGCAUGUGUACAACUACGAGGUGUGCAGGACCACUGACUCCAGAAAGAGUGAUAUGAAGUUCAUGCCACCCAUGAGUGACAGUCUAGUGAGUGUGGAUGGAGCUGACGCUGAUGAUCCACGUGUGGAGAAGCAGAUGUCAGGGAACUUCUCACAGAUGUCUACUUUGGUGAGUAAAAUUAUCAUUAUCCCUUCCAAGCUUGAAUGAUGUCACUUGUCGCUUUUUUCCGUGGACAUCUUUGCUACCACUACUAUCACGACUACUACGAAUAAUAAUAAUAAUAAUAAUAAUAAUAAAAACAAUACAUAUUUAUGUUUUCCCCGUUAUAAUUAUAAUGUUUUGAGUACAAAAAUAUCAAUGAAUUUACAUAUCAAUAAUAGGUGCAUGAUGCGAAGUAACUGAAGGCGAGCAACACACAUAGGACAAAGAACACACAUACACACACAAUAC